Teleopsis dalmanni is the source of this 1089-nucleotide messenger RNA. It is a transcript of the gene RPA2, whose product is annotated as replication protein A 32 kDa subunit. Gene Ontology annotation, molecular function: DNA binding. Bases 204 to 923 code for a protein of 239 amino acids. The transcript has 4 exons. The record is from RefSeq and is a predicted model, not a curated record. NCBI's taxonomy places the organism in Eukaryota, Metazoa, Arthropoda, Insecta, Diptera, Diopsidae. Gene Ontology annotation, biological process: nucleotide-excision repair; double-strand break repair via homologous recombination; DNA replication. Gene Ontology annotation, cellular component: chromosome, telomeric region; nucleus; site of double-strand break.
CUUGUCAUAUCGUUACCAAACACUUUUUCUGUAUUCACCACAGAAAAACUUUAUAAAACUAGUCUGAGCCAGUCUGGCAGCACUUAAAUAGCUUUUUAUUGUAAAAUUCCGCGGGAUUUAUAGUUUGUGAAAUUCAGUCGUCGUUAAUCAUAAUAAAUUGUAAAUUGUAUUCUAGUCUUUGACAGAUUAAUUUUAUAACAACAAUGAAUGAUUCUUUUGGUGGCGAGUUUGUUCAAACGCAGGCCGGACAAGCCGGUGCUGCAUCUGGUUCAAAAGGAGAGGGAAUUGCUCCAGUAUUAAUCAAACAAAUCUUUGAAUCCUCUGAGGGAGCAUUUAAACUGUGGAAUUUAUCGUUCGGUUUGGUGUCUAUUUCAGCAAUAGUGCGUAGUAUUGAAACCUCUUCCACAAAGGUCACUUAUUCAUUGGAAGAUCAUACGGGACGCAUAGACGGGCAUUAUUGGCUUGAGGAGGGUAACGCUUCUAAAGCUCCAGAUGUAAUGAUAGACAACUAUGCCAAAGUGUAUGGUAGCAUACGUUCACAGGGUGGAAACAAAACUUUGAUGAUCUUCAAAUUAGUACCAAUAUCUGAUCCGAACGAAAUAUGUACUCAUAUUUUAGAAAUGUUGAAUGCGCGUUAUUCCGCUGAAGCAUUUUCACACGUUGGCAGUGGAAUGAGUGAAUUCGAAAAUACUGAUCAGAACACCGAAUCAACUAAUACUGCAAUAGGUCUAGAUAGCAAACAACAAAUGUUAUUAAAUGCAAUCAAAAGUUAUGCUUCUGACGAAGGUAUCAGUCGCAAUCAGUUGCAGAUGAGAUUCAACCACGUCAAUAAGAACGAAAUCAACGAAAUAUUAGAUUUCAUGACUGCAGAAGGACAUAUUUAUUCCAGUAUUGAUCCAGACCAUUUCCGCAGCACGGAAUAAAUAAUGGCUGACUUUUUCCUCACAUAUUUUUUUUAAUUUUUUUUUAAAAUUUUUUCAUUUUCAUUUAAUUUUUUAUAUUAUAAGUUUAUUGCUUUAAAAUGUUGUACUCUCUGCAUUUUUAAAGAAAGUAAUUAGAACAGAAAUACAUAUUUUGUUAGUUACAAUG